Molecule: messenger RNA, 2682 nt
Organism: Porites lobata
Lineage: Eukaryota; Metazoa; Cnidaria; Anthozoa; Scleractinia; Poritidae
Source: the annotation of a GenBank genome assembly
AUGUUUGGCGUUUUGGUGGUGGGCCUCAUCUGCGUUUCGUCUGGUUUUGUAUCAUGUUGGCCAACCGAGGCACCCAAAGUGUCCCUGGCUUUGUACUUCGAAAGCCUUUGUCCUGACUGCCAGCUAUUUAUUCGGAAGCAGCUUUAUCCAACUUACCUCAAGGUCGGCGAGAUAUUCAAUCUUACGCUUGUACCGUAUGGAAACGCAGAAGAAAGGCGAUCAGGAGACAAAUGGGUCUUCGAGUGCCAACACGGACCGAAGGAAUGCCAAGGGAACCUGAUUGAAACAUGCGCUAUUGCUCUGCUGAAAAACAUUUCCGUGUCUUUUCCUUUCAUUCACUGUUUUGAGGAAAACACGGAGAAAUCAGAGGAUCCGCAACCCGCUGAGAUAGCUGAGAAAUGCGCCAAAUCCUUGGGAAUUGACUAUUCUCCGAUCGAGACAUGCGUGAGCGGUCCCCAGGGAAACAGUCUGGAGCAUCAGAUGGCAGUAAAAACGAACGCACUUAAACCACAACACCAGUACGUUCCGUGGGUGACCCUGAACGGAAAACACACCGAGAAGCUACAGAGGGAGGCAGAGAAUAACUUGCUGAAGCUUGUCUGCAAAUACUACACCGGACCCAAGCCAUCGGCGUGCGAACAACAGCAGAUUGGUCGCUGUUACAAGAAUGAGAAGCACAUACACAUUUAGUGAAUUCUCCUUUCAUUUUCUCGCUGUAGAUCAUUUAGAAAGUCCGAAGCCGUAUAGUACAUAAAAUCAAGGAGCACUUCUCGGUCCGAAGCUGUUGUUGCUGUUUAGAGAAAUGUUCUCAUUAUACUGUAAUUGAAAAUAAACUGCUGUUGCCAGUGCAGACUGCCGUUCUUUUUAUGGGAUGUCCUCGUCUCGCAAAACCUCGUCCUCUCAAAUCGCUCCCUUUUAUUAAAUGCAUGUUUUAUGAUAGAGAGUGAUGAUUUGCCUGAUCGCGGGUUUUUAUAGACCACUACACUGAAAAAGAUUCCCGACUUCGGAGUCAGUCCUACAUCGCUAUAAUCACAUUGGAUCGGGGAAGUAACCAAGCAGAAAGCAAGAACAUGUUUAAGAAAAUAGGUUAAAGCGCAAAGUAGAACUUCUGCGCGUAUUUAUUGUUGGGAUUAGAAGACCAUGUUUUUUUUAACCACACGGGGGUAUUUGUGCCGCCUACGUUCGAUCUAGUCCAGGGAACAAACAACACAACUCACAGACACCUGAGAGAUCUGUACAAUCCCCGAAAUGAUUCCGACCCCGAAAUGAUCCCCUACCCUAAGAUGAUCUCAGAUGAUCUAAGAUGAUCUAAUCUCCUUUACGUCUACACCACCGACUAGGGUGGCACGGAGGAGAAAAUCAAAAUUUUAGAAGAAUCCUUAGAGUUAUUGUUGAAAAAGAACUGUGUCACAAGGAAGGACGUAAAAUAGAUUAACUCUGUGUUCGACUUAGUCUAGUAGUUUCUAAUGGAGGAGCGCUGCGUGACGACUCUAAAAACGACUGUGAAGCAGACUAUGUUCGACCACAACUGUUGCAUUUUAAGCUAAGACUAUGUUGAACAGAACCACAACUGUGUUGUCGUUUUUUAGGGACGGACCAUUGCUAAUGUCAAUUUUUUUUUUUUCGUUAUUAAAUUCCUUGUAUGAAUUUUUUUAGGCCAUGACAUGAAUAUUUUUAGGAUUAAUUGGCGUACAUGAAUUUUUUUUUUCAUUUAAUUUUCCCUUGCCCAAAUAGUGUACUUCGCCCGCCCCCCCAUAAGUUUUCUAAUGGUCCGUCCCUUAGCAACGGAAAUGAAAAAUUCUCUUCAACUUCCUGUAAAUCGGUCAACUGAUAAGUAAAGUUUAACUUGAAUGCUAAGGUAACUUUGACAAAGAAAACCAGAUAUACAUAUUACAUCAUCUCAACUUACUGCAAAUUUGCCGGUGCAGAAAUUACCAGACAUAUAAAUUAGACAUCAAAUAAGGAAGUCAUGUCAAAAUCACGAGUUUAUAAGACGAAGCAAAUCGUGUGCUCUAAUUGGCUGUCCGAGACGUUGACAAGAUGGGUCUAUAAUCUUGCCCGCGGGGGAUUUCUCUCUUUCGUUUAGCAACAACAAAAAAAAGGCUUCUAGGCCUAGCCCAUACAAUCACUUCUUUAUUGACCAACCAUAUCCGGUCAAGAUUUCUCCGGUCAAGAUUUCUUUGCGUUUACAGACCUCAAUCAUAAAUAACAAGUACAUGUGCAUAUAUUAUUUACAUGGGGUGCAUCACCGUGGCGCAACAACAAUGCAUCAAAGAGUCAUGACAUAAUCACGCGGUUUGACUGAAAAACGUGCACGCGCACUCAAGAUAGUAUAAAGGUUGAAGUCCGCUCCUCUCGAAUGUCUCACCUUUGCUGAAAAUUUAAACGAAUCUCUCUUGACGAAUCAUGGUCUUGCUACGCAUCUGCGCUGCCCUGUUCAUCACAGUUCCGUUGCUAACUGUCGCAGCUCCAGCAGCAGCUCCCAGAGUAGAAAUAGCUUUGUAUUAUGAGAGCUAUUGUGGAGGAUGCAGAGAUUUCAUCAGAGACCAGCUUUAUCCGACAUUCCAGAAGGUUAGCCAAAUCAUGGACAUAACGUUGGUGGCAAUGCCGAAGAGACUCAAGAUGGAAGUGAAUGGCGCUUCAAUUGCCAGCACGGUCCUCAAGAAUGCGUGGGAAACUUGA